AUUUUCAGUGAGUGAGUCAACACAUUGGUCGGCACACUAACAAUUUCAACGGAUAAUUCUUUUUUUUUCCUUUUCUGGAUUGUUUCGGCAUUUUAUCUCGUCUAAAUUUUGCCGUCUACCUACAUUUUGAGUAUUCACAGCAUUUCAAGAAACACAGAUACCGUGUCUCUGUGUGUAGCAUUUGUGUGUGCUCUUCAAAGGCAAGCAUUUUGAUUCACAUUCCAUAUAGACAGAGUUGUUGUUUAUUUGUCGUCUCUUUUCUCCGUUUCGUUUGUUCUCUAUCCUAUUAUUUUGCCUUCAUCUUUUUGACAACUACGUUAUGCGCAUAGCAUUUCAUACCGAAGAGCAGCAGCCAUCAGUUAUUAUACUCGGCUGCAUAUAGACGGAAAAAAAAGAAGAAGAGGCAGGAGAUAAUUUCAACAAACAAAAAAAGCGACGAAUAUUCAAUUGCAAUUGAACGCCAUUUUUCGUUGUUGCUCUCUUUCGCAGACAUAUAAAAGAUCAACGAAACAUUCUUUCUGUCACGGCAGUUUGUGAGGCACGCCAAUUUUUAUUGCAGCACACACAGUUUGACGCCUUUACUCGUGAACAUGAGCAAACGUAUGUCAAGAUACCCGUGCGAUACGAAAGUGUAUGUUGGUGAUUUGGGAAAUCAUGCACGGAAAAAUGAAUUGGAAGAUUCAUUUUCGUACUAUGGACCAUUGAGGAGCGUUUGGAUUGCACGCAAUCCACCAGGUUUUGCAUUUGUCGAAUUUGAAUCGGCCCGUGAUGCCGAAGACGCUGUACGCGGUUUGGAUGGGCGCAUGAUUUGCGGUCGACGAGCUCGAGUAGAAGUGUCAAGUGGCAAAUCCGGCCGUGGAAAUUAUCGCGGAUCCAAGUCCCGUCGCCCUUAUCACCAAGACGAUCGUUGCUAUGAAUGUGGUGACCGAGGCCAUUAUGCCCGGGAUUGCCGUCGCCAUGGGCGAACCCGCAAACGAUCUCGUUCGCGCAGUCCACGUAGUCGCAGUCCACGCGAACGCCGUUCCCGUUCGGGCAGUGCAUCUCGAUCACGCUCACGCAGUGUGCGCAAUGGAAGCCCACGUGAUCGUCGAUCCCGAUCAGUUUCGGCAUCCCGAUCUCGUUCACGCACUCCACGCAACGGAAGAGCUCUGCCAGUGAACAAGAUCCGUCGCCGUGCACGCUCCGAAAGCGGUGGUGAUUCAAAGUCACCAAAACGUUCAAUUUCACGCUCAAGAAGCCGAUCCCGUUCAAUGGACGAUAAAAGUGAUGAUUAAACACGCAGAAAAUGUUUUUCUUGCAUUUUGCGUUAGCACGUGAAGUGUGUAAUUUCACCACCACCACAAACCUUCACAUUUUUCUAGUAGCUAAGUUAACAUGAUUUCAUAUAUAAUCUCAAACUGUACUCCAUAAGUAUCCAUACAAAUCAUAAAAUAGCUCGAGCAAAUUUUAAUGGAUCUCUCCACAGAGAUUUGAGCAUACACUGAAUAUUUAUGUCAAAAUCAUUUGAUCAAGUCUAGAUUCGUAGCGAAUUUUAAUGAGAGCUAUCUCCAUUGAAAUCACUACUAAUGAUCAGAGACCCAUUGAAAUCAAGAGUGAAAACAAAGAAGAAAAUGAAAACAAGAAUUGUGAACCAAAAACAAUUGGAUUUAGCUAGGAAUUAGUCAUUUUUCGUUCCAUUUUUCGGUCGUUGUAAGAAAAUCAAAUAAAUAAUGUGAAAUUUCGGGAUGUCCACAAAUAA
Sitodiplosis mosellana (orange wheat blossom midge) is the source of this 1738-nucleotide messenger RNA. It is a transcript of the gene x16, whose product is annotated as serine/arginine-rich splicing factor 7. Gene Ontology annotation, molecular function: RNA binding; zinc ion binding. The record is from RefSeq and is a predicted model, not a curated record. Gene Ontology annotation, cellular component: nuclear speck. Lineage: Eukaryota; Metazoa; Arthropoda; Insecta; Diptera; Cecidomyiidae. The transcript is spliced from 6 exons. Gene Ontology annotation, biological process: mRNA splicing, via spliceosome. The coding region runs from base 591 to 1274 and encodes 227 amino acids.